UGGAUUCCUCUGGUCCCGUGCGGUGUAAUGAAACUGUAACUUCUCAUGCUCAGCUCUGUCACCUGGUUGCAGACAUGGAAGCUCUCGAGCCCUUUUAUGGGAGCACUGUUUUUGUUGCCGCUUCAGCACUUCUUUCCUCCUUCAUACACCACCGCUUUCAGGUCCAGUGGAUAAUGGCCAUCAGAACCAGGAAAUUCCAGGACUUUGUGUGCGAACCCAUAGGGGACAAGCUUAUUACGGCAGUUGAUGGGGUUAACGAGGAGCUUGGAGCCAAACUGGCUGCCAAGGGCUUUGACAAGGCAUACAUCCUCCUGGGCCAGUUCCUGCUCCUGAAGAAGGAAUGUGCCCUGUUCCAGAAAUGGCUGAAGUCCUGUUACGGAGCCAGUAGCUACCAGGCUGCGCAGUGUGCCCUGUGUCUCUUGGAGUGGUGUUACGCAUUUCUUUAA
Molecule: messenger RNA, 446 nt
Organism: Eublepharis macularius
Lineage: Eukaryota; Metazoa; Chordata; Lepidosauria; Squamata; Eublepharidae
Gene: BANF2
Product: BANF family member 2
Exons: 3
Coding region: 75-446 (123 amino acids)
Molecular function (GO): DNA binding
Source: RefSeq, a predicted model, not a curated record